Molecule: messenger RNA, 1078 nt
Organism: Felis catus (domestic cat)
Lineage: Eukaryota; Metazoa; Chordata; Mammalia; Carnivora; Felidae
Gene: DUT
Product: deoxyuridine triphosphatase
Exons: 7
Coding region: 283-1011 (242 amino acids)
Biological process (GO): dUMP biosynthetic process; dUTP catabolic process
Molecular function (GO): dUTP diphosphatase activity; magnesium ion binding
Source: RefSeq, a predicted model, not a curated record
CAGCGCGCAGGGCCCAGGCCCCGAGCCUCGCGGAUAGCCUUGGAAAACAGAGACCACAAAAAAGAUGAGGGUCCAAGGAGGCAGGCGGAGACCUCGUUCCCGGGGGCCCAGAGCCUGCGCCAGCCCGAGGGCGGUCCAUGCGCCGCCUCCUUGCGUCUUCGUCAGACGGCGGCGGCGGUUACUGCUUCCGAGGUCAUUUUACCCGGACGUAUCUUUAGGGUGCAGACCCGGAGAGCGCCUGCGGGAGCGGGCCAGCCAACCAGCGCCCAAACUUCGGGGCAAAUGACUCCCGUCUGCCCUCGCCCGGCUCUCGGCUACCAUUUCUUUCCGUGUUUGCUGCGCUCAGUGUUUAAAGACGCGCGCAGCGCAGCGCCGAGAGCAGAGGCCGCGGGGCCGCCCCGGCCGCUGUCCAGCACUCGCAGCCUGAGUCGGGGCUGCCGCGGCGCCAGUAAUGUCGGGGCCCAGACUGACAGGACACCCCUUGCAGGGAGUGGGGAGGCUGGGAGCCCGGCCGCCCCUCCCCAGGGCCGCCCAGCGACACCCACCAUCUCCCCCAGCAAGCGGGCUCGGCCUGCGGAGGACGCCAUGCGGCUCCGCUUUGUCCGGCUCUCGGAGCACGCCACCGCCCCGAGCAAGGGGUCCGCGCGGGCCGCGGGCUACGACCUGUACAGUGCCUAUGAUUAUACAGUACCACCUAUGGAAAAAGUCCUUGUGAAAACAGACAUUCAGAUAGCUCUUCCUUCUGGGUGCUAUGGAAGAGUAGCUCCCCGUUCUGGCCUGGCUGCGAAACACUUCAUAGAUGUAGGAGCUGGCGUCAUAGAUGAAGAUUAUAGAGGAAAUGUGGGUGUUGUACUAUUUAAUUUUGGCAAAGAAAAGUUUGAAGUCAAAAAGGGUGAUCGAAUUGCACAGCUCAUUUGUGAACGGAUUUUUUAUCCAGAAAUAGAGGAAGUUCAGGUUUUGGAUGACACUGAAAGGGGUUCAGGAGGUUUUGGUUCUACUGGGAAGAAUUAAAACUUAUGCCAAGAAUAGAAAAUGAGAAAACAUACUUUUCUUAAAAAAAUAAAGAGUCUUUGCUUAA